Molecule: messenger RNA, 1038 nt
Organism: Lycium barbarum (goji berry)
Lineage: Eukaryota; Viridiplantae; Streptophyta; Magnoliopsida; Solanales; Solanaceae
Exons: 1
Coding region: 1-1038 (345 amino acids)
Molecular function (GO): nucleic acid binding; zinc ion binding
Source: RefSeq, a predicted model, not a curated record
AUGGCUAACCUUACAAAACUCGAGUUCGUUGCCCUUGAUAUUUCAGGUAAGAACUACCUAUCAUGGGUGCUAGAUGCUGAAAUCCAUCUUGAUGCUAUGGGUCUUGGAGACACCAUUAAAGAAAAUAAUAAAGCAUCCAACCAAGAAAAUGCCAAGGUUAUGAUAUUCUUGCGUCAUCAUCUUAAUGAGGACCUAAAAAUUGAAUAUCUUACUAUUAAGAAUCCACUCGUUUUAUGGAAAAACUUGAAAGAAAGGUAUGACCACCUGAAGAUGGUCUUCCUCCCAAAAGCACGACAUGAAUGGAUCAAUCUAAGGCUACAAGAUUUCAAAUCAGUUAUGAAGUAUAACUCUGAGAUGUUCAGAAUUACUUCUAUAUUGACACUAUGUAGAGAAAAGAUUAGUGAUUCUGAUAAGCUGGAAAAGACGUUCUCCACUUUUCAUGCCUCGAAUGUGCUCCUGCAGCAGCAAUAUCGAGAGAAAGGUUUCACAAAGCAUUGUGAUUUGAUUGCUCAUCUUCUUGUGGCUGAACAAAAUAAUGAUUUGCUGAUGAAAAAUCACGAAAAUCGACCUACUGGCGCUGCACCACUCCCCGAAGUGAAUGAGGUGUAUGCCCACUACUCCAGGCGUGGAAAAGGUCGUGGCCCCGGUCGUGGUCAUGAUAAUAGUCGUGGUCGUGGUCGUUAUAAUGGUCAAAGAAGAAAUUAUUUUCCUGCUGUUAGUCACUCUUCAAAGAAAAAUCACCACCAAAAGGGGAAAAAGAAGGAUGAUAGGCAUGAAGUGCCAGAAGCACGUGGCUCAGAAAACAAAUGUUAUCGAUGUGGUGGAAGUGGACACUGGUCACGUACCUGUCGUACGGCAAAGCACGUGGUUGAGAUUUAUCAGGCAUCAAUUAAAAGAAAAGAGAAAAAUCUCGAAGCUAAUUUUAUCUCUGAAAAUCAAGUUGACAUCACACACUUGGAUGUAGCAGAUUUCUUUGAGCAUCCUGAAGGAAAGAUAAAUCACUUGAUUGGUCAUGGUUCUGUGGUUAGAGAUGAUUGA